GUUAUCAAACUUCAAGUGAUUUUUUCUACAUUUUUAGAAGCAGACACUCAGGAAUCGAUUAUAGCAACUGAAGGCAGCAGUAAGCUUAGCUCGUUAGCAACAAACGAUAUUUCAAGAGUUUCAAAGGACGAUGAAGAUAGUGCAUCGGCGAGAUCGGCAUUGAGGAAUAAAGAAGUUGCGACUGUAACAGAAAAAACGGAAGCCAGCGAUAUUGCUAGCGUUUCGACAAAAAGAGGGCUUUCGUUGCAAGAACAGCUCGCUGCAUAUCAAGCCUUACACAAAUUAGAAACACCGCAAAGUGCAGAAAAAGCAACGAAGAUUGCUCAUCCUGAUGCGCCGGAAGGUGAUUCGGACAGCCCCCCUUCUAGCGAAAGAGUUCGAAAGUCAGCACCUGCUCCUUCUCAAAAGGAUGAAGCUAAGGAACAACAGCAGGAAGACGCUGCUCAGGCCGAUACGCAAAAGACAGAGGAAACAGAACAAAACAAAACCGAAGAAGGAAGUGUAUUUUUUUACGACACUCCGCAUAAUCAAGUUUACAAGCCUCGACCCGAAACAAAUGAUCGGGAUUAUCCCAAAAGCAUACGAAUUACAGAUAUUGGAGAGGAGAUGGAAAGCCAUUACCUUUGGUAA
Strongylus vulgaris is the source of this 630-nucleotide messenger RNA. Lineage: Eukaryota; Metazoa; Nematoda; Chromadorea; Rhabditida; Strongylidae. The record is from the annotation of a GenBank genome assembly.